ACUCGAUCCCGGUCAUUCCUUCAAGGAGAUGAAGGGGAAGAGCCGCGUAAAACCCUGACAAUGGAGUCGGCGUAGAAGAUCGAUCAGAUCCCUCCCCUCGCCGGAAUCGAAACUUCCGGCUCGGAAAAUGUACGGGGCGGAGAAACCCUCCGGCGAUUCGGAGCGAACGGCGUUCCGGCGAGCCGAGAAGAAGUACAAGCUCUACUACGACGACAGUUCUCUCAAGUCAUCCCGAAAGAAGAAGCAGGCCAAACCCGUGGACGUAUCGGACGUGAUUGAUUUCAAGGCCAUUGCGGAGGCGCACGAGCGGGGCGGCGAGCUUCCGGUCGGCGUCGCGGCGGCUCCGUGCGGUUUCCGUCGGCCCGUGUUCUGCUUGGAGGGUCGGCCCGGAUUUUAUUUCAUUCCUGGGGCGUUAAGUCUAGAAGAACAGUGCCAAUGGAUGAGGGAGAGUUUACUCAGCUUCCCGCAACCACCUAAUAGAACGAAUCAUAAUGCGAUAUAUGGCCCUCUACAGGAUCUCUUUGCUGCUGCAAAAGAGAGGAAGGUUUUGGUGAAAGACGAGAGUGACGAAGACCAUCCCACUUGGAAAUUCGUCGAUGAAGCUGAAGUUCUGUUAAGAGGAAACGGUUGCACGUCAUGUCUGGCCUCUGCUCUUUUACGGAAGCUACGAUGGAGUACCCUCGGCCUUCAGUUUGACUGGUCUCAGCGGAACUAUGAUGUGUCUCUUCCACACAAUAAGAUCCCCGAUGCACUCUGUCAACUGGCUAAAAGACUGGCUACUCCGGCAAUGCCUCAGGGAGAAGAAUUUAGACCCGAAGCUGCAAUAGUGAAUUACUUUGCAUCAGGUGAUACUUUGGGUGGUCAUCUUGAUGACAUGGAAGCAGACUGGAGCAAACCUAUAGUUAGCAUGAGUUUGGGAUGCAAAGCUAUCUUUCUUGGGGGCAAGACUAGACAGGACGAUCCUAUAGCAAUGUUUCUUCGAAGUGGUGAUGUCCUACUUAUGGCUGGAGAAGCAAGGGAAUGCUUUCAUGGUGUUCCCAGGAUCUUUACAGACAAAGAUUCUGCUGAGAUCACUCCACUUGAGUUGCAUUUUUCAAAUCAAGAUGAUUGUUUUCUGCAGGAGUACCUCAGAAGUUCAAGAAUCAACAUCAACAUCAGACAAGUCUUUUAGAGUGUACAACUAUACGCAUUCAAAGUCCAUCUCAAUGUGGUUCUUUAUUCUUUGAUAGCCAGUGUAGUGUCUGUUGAGCAAAGGAGAAAAAAUACCAACAAUUUAGGAUAGUCGACUAAAGGUUAAUGGCGAGUAUUAUCCAUCAGCCAUCAGAGUGUGCGAAUUGCAGAGCCGUAUCGAAGUGCAACCAAAAAAAGGAGGAGAGGACGGCUAAAGAUAUUCGACCCGACCGUGUGCUUGCUAUAUCGAGGCGCACAAAGUUAUCAAAACACUACAAGUUCUGUGGGUGUGCUAAUGAGGAUUUCAAUUGUUCCUUGCUGAGUCGAACGAGUCGUUAAGGGAACUUCAUUAGGCUGUUUUGGUUUACGUGACAUUCUAUUCCAUAAAAAUUCAUUGCGAUUCCUCA
Molecule: messenger RNA, 1577 nt
Organism: Eucalyptus grandis
Lineage: Eukaryota; Viridiplantae; Streptophyta; Magnoliopsida; Myrtales; Myrtaceae
Product: alpha-ketoglutarate-dependent dioxygenase alkB
Biological process (GO): oxidative RNA demethylation
Cellular component (GO): cytoplasm; nucleus
Molecular function (GO): broad specificity oxidative DNA demethylase activity; oxidative RNA demethylase activity; ferrous iron binding
Source: RefSeq, a predicted model, not a curated record